UCCGCCCCCCCUCUCAAGCCCUUCUUCCCACUUUGGGGUCUCUCCCACCUCGUGCCACCUCAGCCCAGGGAACUGAGGACAGGCCCUUUCGUCUUCUUCCCUUCCAUGCACCGUAAUAACCCCAAAGGCCGGACGAGCUUGGCCUCGAAAUUCUCUCCAAAACACUGGCUACUGUGUGAAACUGGCGAUUAAAGCAGGAGGAGACAAGCCCGCCUCCCUUCUGCACCGGAGCCUGGGAGCUCCGUGUUGGCGGCCGGCUGCUGUCGCCCGGGGUCGAGCUUGUGCGUCUCUUCCUCCUCUGCCCUUCUCCGCCAGUUAUGCAGACUCCCAGCGGGUGCGGCUGCCGCUACUAGGACCCGAGGCUGGCUGCUCUGGAGCCGAGCAGUGGAAAUGGUCGCUCCUUGCCAAACGGCGGGGCGAGAGCGCGAGCAAGUGCAGAGGGGGGCGUCGAGCCUCUGGGUUGAGCGUGUGCCGCGCGCGUGGGCUCCCGACUGCUCGGCUCUCCGUCCUGGAAGCCCUCCCGUCCCUAAAUGGAAUUAGUGGAGAUCGAAGCCCCUUGUGUAAGGAACAGACAUGAUCCAUGGACGCAGCUUGUUUCACAUUGUAGCAAGUUUUAUCAUCCUACACUGGGCUGGGGCAACAAAAAAAGGAGCAGAAAAGCAAAGCAAUUCAGAAGGACAAAAGACAGUUCAGUGUGGAGUGUGGACAAAAUACCCAGAAGGAGGUAUUUUCACUUCCCCGAAUUACCCCAACAAAUAUCCUCCUGACAGAGAAUGUGUCUACAUUAUAGAAGCUGCCCCAAGACAAUGCAUUGAGUUGCACUUUGAUGAGAAAUAUUCCAUAGAGCCUUCUUGGGAGUGUAAAUUUGAUCAUAUUGAAGUGCGGGAUGGACCUUUUGGAUUUUCUCCAAUUAUUGGUCGUUUCUGUGGACAACAAAAUCCACCUAAAAUAAAAUCCAGUGGCAGAUUCUUGUGGAUUAAAUUUUUUGCCGAUGGUGAACUUGAAUCUGUAGGAUUUUCUGCACAGUACAACUUCACACCUGAUCCCGACUUUAAGGACCUUGGGGUUUUGAAACCAUUGCCAGUUUGUGAGUUUGAAAUGGGAGGAUCUGAAGGAAUUGUGGAAUCGGUGCAGAUUGGGAAAGAAGGGAAAGCUUCUGACACUGAGGCCGUUGAUUGUAAAUGGUUUAUCCGAGCACCACCACGAUCCAAGAUAUAUUUACGAUUCUUGGACUAUGAAAUGCAGAAUUCUAAUGAAUGCAAAAGGAAUUUUGUGGCUGUCUAUGAUGGAAGUAGUUCAGUGGAGAAUUUAAAAGCAAAGUUUUGCAGCACUGUUGCUAAUGAUGUGAUGCUGCGCACAGGUCUUGGAGUAAUUCGCAUGUGGGCAGAUGAAGGCAGUCGAAGCAGCCGAUUCCAGAUGCUCUUCACAUCUUUCCAAGAACCCCCCUGUGAAGCCAACACAUUUUUUUGCCAUAGUAAUAUGUGUAUUAAUAACACAUUGGUCUGCAAUGGACUCCAGAACUGUGUAUAUCCCUGGGAUGAAAACCACUGCAAAGAAAAGAGAAAAGCCAGCCUGCUGGACCAGCUUACAAAUACCAGUGGGACAAUCAUUGGGGUGACUUCUUGCAUUGUGAUCCUCCUUAUCAUUAUCUCUGUUAUAGUACAGAUCAAACAGCCUCGUAAAAAAUUUGUCCAGAGGAAAGCAGACUUUGAUCAAACAGUAUUCCAAGAGGUCUUUGACCCUCCUCACUAUGAGUUAUGUACUCUCAGAGGGACAGGAGCUACAGUGGACCUUGCAGAUCUUGCAGAUGACUUUGAAAAUUACCAUAAACUGCGUAGAUCAUCUUCAAAAUGCAUUCACGACCACCACUGUGGAUCACAAUUAUCUAGCACCAAGGGCAGCCAUAGUAAUCUUAGCACAAGAGAUACACCUAUCUUGACAGAAAUUCAACCCCAGCCUGCAAAGCCCCUUAUCCAGCCUAUGAACAGAAGAAACAUCCUUGUCAUGAAGCAUAGCUACUCACAAGAUGCUGCAGAUGUGUGUGAAAUAGAUGAAAUUGAAGAGGUACCAACCACGAGUCACAGGCUGUCCAGACAUGAUAAAGCUGUUCAGCGGUUCUGCCUCAUUGGGUCUCUAAACAAACAUGAAUCUGAGUACAACACAACUAGGGUGUAAAAGACAACUGAAGACUGCUUGAGAAUAGUGUGUUCCGGGGUGAUUUUGAAUAUACAACAGUGACUUACGAAAGUAUCGGCUCUGGAACUACAAGCUAGAGAUGUUCUGGACUCUGAUGAACUACUCCAGUUCCAUUUUAAAAAAGAAAAAAAAACAUCAGUCAAUAAUAAGUAAAAUUAAUGAAUGGCAAUAAGACCCUUAUUACUAUCAUUUCUUAUUGUAAUCAUAAUUUUUCUUUUCUACUUGUAUUUAUUUUGUUAUUUUGUUACAAAGAAAAGUUACCACUUUCAGGAACAAAUGAUUAAAUCAGGUAUUUAUGAAUUCAUAACCACUUCAACAAAAGUAUCAGUUGAAUACAUAUCUAAGGAUGUGGCAGAAUUUCACACUGAGAAAUUGAUCUGCAUGUAUGUUGCUGAAGAUUUGAACUGGCAAAAAAAAUGUUUGAGAUUCAUUGUAAAAAGCAUGCCUUCAUACUUACUGCUAUUACAGUCCAUUUCUUUGUGUCAUAUGCUUGCUAAUUGUAAGUUUUUAUAUAAUGAUACAUAAAACAAUGUAUAAUAAUUUCUUACACUGAGUUUUGUAGUAUUUUAUUUACUCUAGCAGUUAAGUAAGGAUUCAUAAUGGAUUUACAGCACAUGCAUGGGGUCACAUCUAAGUGUACAUUAAUGAAUCAUUUUUAGUAGCUGAAAUUCUGACAGUCAUCUAGAAGGGAAUGAAACAAGUUUGAGUAAAAUACUGAACUUAUCUUUAAUUUCUCCCAAACACCAAAUAAGGUGAGAUUUCUACGUUUGUUUGU
Messenger RNA from Candoia aspera, 2971 nucleotides. It is a transcript of the gene NETO1, whose product is annotated as neuropilin and tolloid like 1. Bases 574 to 2175 code for a protein of 533 amino acids. Lineage: Eukaryota; Metazoa; Chordata; Lepidosauria; Squamata; Candoiidae. Gene Ontology annotation, biological process: positive regulation of excitatory postsynaptic potential. The record is from RefSeq and is a predicted model, not a curated record. Gene Ontology annotation, cellular component: postsynaptic density. The transcript has 11 exons. Gene Ontology annotation, molecular function: ionotropic glutamate receptor binding.